Molecule: messenger RNA, 695 nt
Organism: Medioppia subpectinata
Lineage: Eukaryota; Metazoa; Arthropoda; Arachnida; Sarcoptiformes; Oppiidae
Source: the annotation of a GenBank genome assembly
CGUCAUUUUCAGAGAUGUUUCAAAUGUUUAAAAAACAAUUUGUGUAAACAAUUGACGAAAUAUCGGAUCAAUUGAUUGGUGACAAUGAGUGGUCACUUCAGAUACACUCAAUGGGAUCCGCAGCUCAUUAUAUCCCAAAUAAUCACAAUUCAGUCCCUGUUUUACACGUCUUUAGGUGUCUUAAUAUACAUCAGUGAUUGCAUUACUGGACACUCACCACAACUCAACCAUCUCUUCAAUUAUCAGGAGUUGAACUUCAAGUCAAGUCACGGACGGCUUAUUAUAUUAUCAUAUUUUCUGAACGCACUCUUCGGAGCACUUGUUUUGUGGCAUUUGGUUCAGAGGGCGAAACCGUGUCUGGACUUCUCGGUGACCACACAUUUGAUCCAUUUGGUGAUAUGUUGGGUCUUCAGCGGUCACUUCCCGUCAUCGAUGUGGUGGUGGAUCGUAAACAUACUGUCCGUCACAAUCACAUGCGUUUGCGGAGAGUUCUUGUGUCUCAAGACUGAACUCAAAUCCAUUCCUCUGACACUCUCUCAAAGAACUGAAGUUUAGACUCAUUUUUUGUUUCGUUUUAUAAUUUAUAAUCUUUAUUACGGUAAUAUUAUUAUCUUUUUCUGUAAUUUUCUGUAAAUAACAUUUGUUUUUUGGUUUAUAUUUAUUAAAAUUAGUUUUAAUUUGAAAUUACAAACAAA